AUGACUGAAGCAGGAUCCUCCAGCAGUUUGGCAAACAUAUACUACUCUGAGGAAGAGUUUCAGAAGGCGAUAGCGGCGUUUCAGAUUGAGACAACAUCUAAAUUUGUGCGUCAGAAAAAGCGAAGUAAUGGAGGAAUAGAUAUAAAAAGCUUGGACAAUAAAAAGAUUUGGUGGGAAGACAAGGGCGGCCUAGUUGAAAUCAAUUACACUGGGGAGCCAUAUAUUGUGACUGGAAGUGAAGUAUACGAGUGUCAUCAUGGACCUUUACAUGGAAAAAAGAUAAGAACUACUAAAGGCAAGGAUGAUGAUCACAAUUAUGAAUCCACUAAAAGCAGAAAGCUCAUUCAGGAUUCAAAGAAGCUUAAUUGUCCUGCAAAGAUAAGGGUGCGCAGGAUAAUGCGUUUUCCUGCGUUCAAGAACAAUGCACCAAAAUCAAACAGCUCGGCCAGAAAGAGGCUUUCAAGAACUCUUAAGGCUGCCUUUUGGAAUGAAGGAUUGGACAAACAAAUGCAAAUAAUUGCAACAUUCCCAUCAGAUCACGAUAAUCAUCUCCAAGGAGAGUUAUCUGGAUAUUCUCUUCCUCUGAAUAAAGAAAUGGGUAUGUUCAUUAAGACAAUGGCAAGGGAAGGUGUUAAGUCUGUUGCAGAAAUGGAGCGCCAUUUGGACAGAUUUUCCAACGAUGAGCAGAUUAAUUUGAAAGCCAGUACAGAAAAAUGGCAAAAAGAGGAUCCAGAUGGAAAUUUUUUCCUCAGAAUUGCAUCUCAAGAGGAAGAUGAAAAUCCUAUGCCAUUUCUCUUUGUCCACCAAACGGCUUGGCAAAGAAAUAUACUCCGGAAGUUUGGAAGAGAAAUGAGCAUACUGGACAGCACUUACAACACGUCAAAAUUUGAGCUACCGCUGUAUCUCCUGUGUGUUCAAACCAAUGUUGGCUUUGCAGUGGUUGCGUCUAUGUUGCUAGGGAGAGACACCAAAGCAAACCUAAUAGAAGUCUUGAACAUCAUCCGCAACUGGAACCACACAUGGCAGCCACAAAGCUUUAUGUGUGACUGUGAUACACGUGAAAUUAGUGCCUUGGAGUCUGUGUUUAACGGUUGUGAUGUUUACCUAUGCGAUUUCCACCGUGAGCAGGCAUGGCAACGUUGGGUUAAUGAUGGAAAAAACAAUCUUCUAGAUAAGAAGUUAGAGGUGUUGCAACUGUUUAGAAGUUUGGCUAAUGCAGAGUCUGAAGACAGUUAUGAAUCUGCCCUUCAAGAUUUGAGAGAAUCUGCAAUUUACCAGGAACAGCCGCAUUUAAGCAACUACAUUGAAAAGAAAUGGAUUACUCAAAGCAAGAGAUGGGUUAAGGUCUUCCGUAGUUCAGGACAAUGUAAGGUUAAUACUACUAAUGGCUUUGAAAGACAACAUAGAGAAUUGAAGGAGAACUUCUUAAACAUUGACAACCCGGGCAAGUCUUUGACUGACAUGAUUUUCAGUUUGGUGAACAACUAUCUUCCCCAGUGCAAGGAAAGGUUUAUUGAGAGAAACGUGCAGUGUUUGGAGGGCCAUCGGUCAUAUCACACAGAUGUGCCAAACUUUUUGGUAGGGCGACCAAAGGCAUUUGUGUCCCACUGUAUGACACGUCUGAGUUUGGCAUCAACAGAUGACGUGACAUAUCAGCAGGUGGAGGAAGGAAAUUUUUCCGUAAGAUCAAGGGAGUCGGACAGGAGCUACAGCGUCACGCUUAUAGGCAAAAUGCCUAGUUGCAACUGUCCGGACUUCCACAAGCACCAGUGGCCCUGCAAGCACAUGCUUGCAAUACUUGGCCGGUCAGAUUAUAGUUGGGAUUUGUUGGACGAAUCGUUCACAAAAACCAUCUUUAAUACUGUUGAUGUUGAUUUUGUGAACAACAUUGAUAGCGCAUGCGCUGAAGUGCAGGCAAGUCACAGUAUAGAGUGCAAUGAUGUCGGUGAAGAAGAGCUAACCAAAGAAGACUCGAAAAUAAGAAACGAGUGCUUCGAUUUGAUGAAGCAAAUCCAGAGUGACCUCUAUAACAUCUCUUCACCGAUAGGGUUGAACUCUAUUCUAAAACACCUGCAUGAGGCAUAUUGCCUGUCACAGAAACACAUUGUCAACAUCAAAGGCCUUCCUUUAAGAAGAGGAAAGAAGAACAAGACCAAGAAAUAA
This is a messenger RNA of Mizuhopecten yessoensis (Yesso scallop), 2163 nucleotides long. RefSeq lists its product as uncharacterized. Lineage: Eukaryota; Metazoa; Mollusca; Bivalvia; Pectinida; Pectinidae. The coding region runs from base 1 to 2163 and encodes 720 amino acids. The record is from RefSeq and is a predicted model, not a curated record. The transcript is spliced from 12 exons. Gene Ontology annotation, molecular function: zinc ion binding; DNA-binding transcription factor activity.